GUAUCACGUCACCGGAUGGGAAAAUGUGGACGAUGCAUAUUAAGGUCCAUACGCUUCCAUAUGGAAUUCACCGUCCCAUUACGCUUCGCAAUUUCCAUUUCGCAUACGAGUACUGAAGUAGCUGUGGAGCGGUGGAUGUUCUGGAUGUAAAUUACCUGACGGAUUGUCGUUCUCCCAUUCAAGUAGGAAAUAAUUCUACAACUUACAAUCGGAAUAUUAUCGGUGUUCCGUUUAUUAGCAGACGGUUUUUCGGAAGUUCUGUACUUAUAAGUUAUAAGUACUUGAAUAACUUGAUAUUUAGUGGAAUGGUGCCUAGCUGAGCUGGCUGCUCGCUCGACUUCAAGAAAGGAUUUCUUCAAAUUGUUUAAAAACUUUGCGCUGGCCUCGUCCACUUAGUCCAAUCCCACUGCGAUCUCCGGAAAAGGGGAAAUGGAUUGUGUCCAUUAACUUCACGACAUUUUCGACAGCAAAAAUGAAAUUCUCGUUAUGUGGAAUAUUCUAGCAAAUGUGUGCAAACUGGGCAAGCCCCAGAUUGGGGAAGCACGUCGAUAAACCAGCUAGUUUAAUUUAACACCAAUCGUGAAUCAUGUCCCAGAGUAAGCGAUCACCAAAAGAAUUCAUCCAGGAAUGUUUUCCGCCGAGAUUGGCAGUGCUGUGGAGUCAGGAUGCACACGACAUCUGUCAGAAGAAUAAUCUGAAUUUUAUCCAGCUAUUGCAGCCAUUCUGUCGGCCGAACGCGGAGCUCAUCGCUUCGGACUUGACCAACCAUAGAUUCUAUUUGAAGAACUUCUUCUUGCAUCUGUCGACCAUCGAACAGGCCGUGCCACCGAAUCCGAAUAUUACCAGGAACAUUUUUCACAGCCGUGUGGCAAAGACUGUUGAGGCAUUCGACGAGCGGAACGUUUCACAGAUAGAUGUACAUGUGAGGGACACUAUCCUACGGAUUCCGGCGGUUGCUCCAUGGUACGAAGCAUUCCGAGACGAUUAUAUUCGCCUUUUUCCGCUGUCCGAUCAUGAGUGCAUACGAGACUUCCUUGGUUGCCUUUUUGUCGUCUCCACAUCUGCUCCGGAUCCGAUUGCUCGCGCUAAGCUGCUUCUUGAACAGCAAGUGCAGCAGCAGGCUAACCAGAAAUAUCCUCGCUGGUUCGGGCCGAACACUUUGAAGUUUUUUGUUGUGCUGGAUGACGCCUCCAUCGUUAAUGAGGAAUCUAAGUCUCGUGGCGAUACAGCACUGCAUUAUUUUGCUUCCACGUACGGCGAAUCGAAUUGUUGUUUGCUGCGGAUUAACAGUCGACGGUCCAAUGAUGAGCCGUCUACGGGUAAUGCAUGGAGCGUUCUUGCUCGUGAGGAAGUCAAGCAGAGCUCGGAGAUGCUGAAUGGAUCGGCGGAAGAGAAGAAAGAUUCAGUGGAUGGUGCGGUGGUCGACACGCAUCCGCUGUCGCCAUCAUUUCAAGGAAAAAUGGAUGUUGCACAACCGGAAGUUGGAAACUUGUUGAGUUCGGAAGACGCGGAGGGAAUUCGUGAAUUUAUUAUUGAUUUAGUCAACAAGUGUUUGAUUCCCUAUGCAGAAAAGCAGAUAAAAUCGUUGAAUGAAUUGAUAAUAUCAAAGAAAGGCAUUCACCGUACUCUCGUGAAUUUCAGCAGCAAACUUCUGGGGCCCAAAGGGCCUCCGAAAGGCAUGCAGAAGGCUGGCAGUGGCGGUAACCUCAGUCAAGUGGUAUAUGUAGGCGAAGCCGUGGAACUGCAGAAUCGCAAAGCGGGAGACUUGUCGUUCAUGUUUCAAAUGUACGACCAGGCAUUCCAGUUUUACCAGUCCGCCCGGCGCGAUUACAGCAACGAUCAGGCGUGGAAUUACUAUGCUGCGGCUUCGGAAAUGUGUGGCUUAUCGGUAUUUCUGUCGCCCACUGCAGGAUUUUCCCACUCAAACGCCAAAGGUUUUCCGCUGCAGUAUUUCGAUGCGGCUGUUAAGUCGUACUCAGAUAUGAGUAAAAUGGCGCAUCAUAGCUAUAGAGCCGUUCUGUUAGCCUCGGAGGUGUGCAGGGCGUUGCAUUUAUAUCUUGAUGCGGCCAAUUUCUAUAAAAGCCGAACACUGGAUGAUUUCGAUCUGUUGUAUGGAUUGUUUUUGGAACAAGCCGGGCAUUGUUAUUUGCGAUUGCCACUGAAUCCUAGUCCGAGGAAAUUCACUUUUCAGAUGAUUUUCGCCGGGUUCCGUUACUUUAAAGCUGGCCAAAAAAGACUUGGAAUAUUAACUUAUUCGAAUGCUUUGAAAGUGUUAGAAGGUCGCGGUUGGAUGGUAGCUGAAGACCACAUACGGAUACAUAUUAUCCGACAUGCAAUGGCGCUCAAGCUGUACUCGGAUGUUUUACAGCAUUUUCGACCCCUUCUAACAGGAAUACCGCGGCAAUCAGCAGCGCAGCAGUAUAGUAUUCUGAAGGAUUUUAUUUUUUGUCACAAGUUCGUUCAUGGUGAUGCGACAACCGAUGUCAACUUGCCUGUGAUUUCUUGCCAAGACAUUCGGACUGUGAUUGGUUCCGCUUCGGAUUUUGCUGCCAGUGCAGUAGAAGUGGUCGAUGAACAGUGGUCCACAUUAGAAGAAAAGACAGUGGCUGUUAAAGGUAACAUUCAUCCCGUCUUCAAACAUCAACAGUUCAUUUUCAACAGUGUGACCGAUAAUCGCCACCAUCCAGUUUCUUCUGUCGGAGAAAUAAUAUCUGUGGAGAUUCCAUUGAAAAAUCCGCUAGGGACAGCUAUUUUUAUUAGUCAUAUUGUUUUGAAUUCUGAGUUUCGGCAUCGAGAAGGAUCUCCAAAUGAUGGCGAUCUCCACGUAACGGCCCAACCGUCGGAAAUAAGCCUAGCUCCACUGAGCUCUUCCACUGUAUCGUUUCUCAUACAAGUCGACCACCCGGGUUCCUUCAAAAUUACAAGCCUUAGUUAUACGUUAUUUGUUAAAUCGGAAACUGAAGAAGAAAUUAUUAACGUGCGCGGGGAACAGAAACUGUCAUUACGCGGAUGGCGGUUGAAUAAGAGUAAUGCUGAGCAAAAGAGCGUCGUUUACGCGCUGGAUCGGCGAUUGGAUUUAAUCAUUAUUCCUCCUCGUGGAAAGCUUGUUGCGAAGUGGGAAAAUUUUCCAAAAGGGGUUCUGGCUGGGCAGGUGGUGCGAUUGGGGUUAACAAUUGAAAACCAAGGCCGUCGGGCCGUGGACCACGUAGCUAUCGCUUCCUCCUUGCCAGACGUUCUGUUAUUUUUUGGAUGUCCGAAUGAACAAGGCGUUAUCACCCUGCAGAUCCCCAAUGGAACAAUAGAACCCGGAAAGAAGGUUGUGCUAACAGCAGUGUUUAUGGCACCGGCUUGUCCAGGCUCGUACUCCCUGAAAAGCCUGUUGUAUUAUGAAUCGGUGCCGUUGUCGGAAGAUAGGGAUAAAACGCAUAAAUAUCGGGUGUGGCGGGUGCAACAUGACUUUGAUGUCUUUCCCGGGGUGACCCUACGGGGAUCGUCGCAGUCUGUGGGACCAGCGGGACGAGACUUGUUAACAACCUUGCAGGUCGCUCAUGUCAAUGAGGUUCAGUUGGAAUCGUUGCCGUUUGCUUUGGUGGAAAUAUUAAGUACGGAUCCGUCGUGGGAAGUUCGCAAUCUGAGUUCUCCAUUCUCGGAUGAGGGUUUGAUUUACCGUAACGAGGAGCGCUUUAUCUCGUUGUACGCGACACAACAUCAGGAGGCGCCAUCAGCAGCACUAAGUGGUUUUACCAUAGCUGCCAACCUGGAUGCUGCUGACCACAGUUUUGUUAAAGCCGCCCGGCGUUUUGUGGAGAUUGUCAACAGAUCAGACAAAAGACAGUUGGGCCUCCGCUUACUGUGGAAAAUUACCCUGAGCUCCGACGGGCGGCCGACCAGUGUUUAUGGCACCCGCUCCAUAACUCUGCCUCUUGCAACGCAAACCACACCCGACAUUGCAGAGAUCCUUUCGAAAUUUAGCCACGAUAAGUUUCUGGCGGGGCCUUCACAAUUGGUGGCCGUAGAAGAGCCGCUGAAUAUGGAUGUAAUUGACUGGCGAGUGGAGUGUAAAGAGAUGCCCCAGGGCGGUUGGAAGAACACGAACGUGGUCCCGAUGAGCCUGAGAUUGGUGUGUUCAUCUGUGAUAGCGACGGCGACAUUCCAUGUGAAUGUGGAGUUCCGAACGGCAGUGCGCAGUUUUCCUGUGGGUGUGCGUCGGCAGAUGCUGACCAUGCGGGCAGGUGACGUGCAGGAGUUGCCGUUUGUCUACUGUUUUAUGACGCAGGGCACAUAUAAUAUGGCUGAGUUUGUCAGUGUCAAAGCGAUUUGUGAUGUGAUUCCCGAGUUGAAGGUGCCAAAACUGCAGAAACCGUCGAAUAAUCAGAUGCUCUUCAAAGUUGGCUGAAGCCGGUUGGCCGCAUUUUACUGUUUAUAAUGUCUGUUGCUGAAUGAAAAGCUUGUUCUCUUUGUUUAGAUUGUCACGUGAUUCGUAUGCGGGUAGUAAUUUUAAAAGAAAUGUGACAUUUUAUAUGGGAAACACAAAAAUUACUGAAGUGAUUCAUCCAGUUGCGUUUCAAGGCGUGCUUGAAACAGCACCUAACCGUAGGUACAACCGGGAUAUGGAUAAGUAUAAUAAAC
Messenger RNA from Paramacrobiotus metropolitanus, 4629 nucleotides. Its product is annotated as trafficking protein particle complex subunit 8-like. Gene Ontology annotation, cellular component: phagophore assembly site; cytoplasmic vesicle; TRAPPIII protein complex. The transcript has 7 exons. The record is from RefSeq and is a predicted model, not a curated record. The coding region runs from base 587 to 4396 and encodes 1269 amino acids. Lineage: Eukaryota; Metazoa; Tardigrada; Eutardigrada; Parachela; Macrobiotidae. Gene Ontology annotation, biological process: endoplasmic reticulum to Golgi vesicle-mediated transport; protein localization to phagophore assembly site.